This is a messenger RNA of Pyricularia pennisetigena, 369 nucleotides long. RefSeq lists its product as uncharacterized. The record is from RefSeq and is a predicted model, not a curated record. Bases 1 to 369 code for a protein of 122 amino acids. NCBI's taxonomy places the organism in Eukaryota, Fungi, Ascomycota, Sordariomycetes, Magnaporthales, Pyriculariaceae. The transcript is spliced from 2 exons.
AUGGCCAUCGGAGAUAGUCUGCGUGAUCAUGACGGACAGGGUUUUCCCAGGCUCCGUAAACGUGCAUUAGCCACGACACGUGUUGAAGGGCUGGUCCGGCGGUACCUGGUGCUGGGGCGACGAUGGGGGCCGAAAUUUCACACCCGGGAGGACGAUUCCGGAUCCAACUUGGACGGGCACCUGCAGGUGUCACUGGGCUCCCACGAGCUGCUCAGCCUCGACGGAGCGGCUGAGGCGGCUUUUAACGUUCAGGGGGCAGCCGGCGAGAUGGGCGAUGGCGAGGUCAUCUUGCAGCACCAUCGAGGUAUUACGCGCACCACAGCGUCGCCGACCUGGACCUGCUGGAGAGCGCCCUUGGCAAGUCGUUGA